Centruroides sculpturatus (bark scorpion) is the source of this 722-nucleotide messenger RNA. RefSeq names its product RNMT-activating mini protein-like. Gene Ontology annotation, biological process: RNA 5'-cap (guanine-N7)-methylation. Gene Ontology annotation, molecular function: RNA binding. The record is from RefSeq and is a predicted model, not a curated record. NCBI's taxonomy places the organism in Eukaryota, Metazoa, Arthropoda, Arachnida, Scorpiones, Buthidae. Bases 145 to 495 code for a protein of 116 amino acids. The transcript is spliced from 4 exons.
AGAAGUGGCGCUGUAAACGGAGAACAAAGCGUCAUAAAUGGCGGAUGAGUGGUGAAGUUGUUUAUGUUCCUGUAAAGAAGAUCGUGUUAAGAUUGGAAGCCGACAUUUACUAAAUCAUCAUAAAUUGAAAAUAAAAAGUAAAGAAUGGGAGAUCAAGAAGAAAGCCAAAAGCCCUCCCAGUUGCCUCUGUAUGAAGGAAUGUUCAAAGACAGAUACACCGAAAGAGAUGCAGAGUUCGUCAAACUGAAAGAGACUCCCCUUCCUCCUCCGCCGGUCGUCUAUCCUUGGGAACAGUUUAAACGAUCCAGGAAUGACGGAUACAAUAGAAGACAGGAUCGUAGGUACGGAGGAAAUCGUCCGUUUAGAGACGGAAACAGAGACUUCUAUCGUGACGACAGAAGAGACAGCUGGGAUAGAAGAGAUUACCGCUAUAGAGACGACAGUCCUGAUAGGAGAAGACAUUCCUACGGCCAUUCCUCCAGAGACAACAGAUAGAACUGAUACAUUUUAUAAUAAUAUAAUCACUCCUUAUUUAAGUAAAAUUUCUGUAAUUGCAAAGGGAAACCCGUGCCCCCAUAACAAAAGAAUGUCUAAACAUUUUAUCACUAAAAUCAACAGUUGCGGUCUCGAAAUUGCAUGACAUUUAUCAUUCUUUUGUAGAGCACCUGCAUAUUGUGCUUAAGUUUUUUCAAAUUAUAGAGAAUAAAAUUAUUUUUAUAUAU